CGUGAUUUCAAGCUGUAUGAAGUGUUAUUUGGCGAGUAUACAACUUAGGGGCUCAGAGUAACAAGUGAUGAAACUACAGGGGCCAAUGGAAAAAUUAUAAACAUUAAAAACUGUACGGUACAACUCAGUAAUGCAUGUCCAAAUUCAAUCGGAAAAAUAAUCCUCGCCGUAUAUCUAUCGGCAGUAAAGAUCGGAGGGGACGUAUUUUGAUCUGCGUGGAUGGUUCGAUCAUCGCCAUGGCGUCGUCUCUUUCUCCUUCUACUUCUCUGACCAAUAUUCCUUCUGACCCAGGUGGGGAAGCAGUUCCUGUCCACAUUGUUACUAAUGCAAGCCAACUUCCAUCUGAAUUCUUACAACCAUCUCCUGAUAAUAAAUUGGUGAUUGGUUUUGACUGUGAAGGUGUCGACCUCUGUAGAAAUGGAACCUUGUGUAUCAUGCAGUUAGCCUUUCGAGAUGCCAUAUAUCUGGUUGAUGCAAUUGAAGGUGGAAAUUCACUUAUUGAAGCCUGUAAGCCUGCACUUGAAUCUAGUCACAUCACUAAAGUAAUUCAUGAUUGCAAACGAGAUAGUGAGGCAUUGUAUUUUCAGUUCAACAUCAAAUUGCACAACGUUUUUGAUACCCAGAUUGCAUACAGUUUAAUUGAAGAACAAGAAGGUGGGACAAAAAUCCCAGAUGACUACAUAUCAUUUGUUAGUCUGCUUGCUGAUCCACGUUACUGUGGUGUAUCGUAUCUUGAGAAGGAAGAAGUUAGAGUACUUCUGAGGAAGGACCCAAACUUCUGGAAGUAUAGACCAUUGUCUGAAUUGAUGAUCCGAGCAGCUACAGAUGAUGUGCGUUUUCUUCUGUACAUAUAUGACAAGAUGGUUGUAAAGAUGAAUGAAAAAUCAUUGUGGUAUCUUGGUGUUCGUGGUAGUCUUUAUUGUCGAUGUUUCUGCAUUUCUGAUAACAAUUAUGCAGAUUGGCCCCCUCUCCCUCCAGUUCCAGAGAAUCUUGUGGUAAAUGAAAAUGAUCUGGAGGAAGAAAUCCUAUCGGUUGUUGAUGUUCCACCAGGGAAGAUGGGGCUUGUUAUUGGUAAAAGAGGAGCUUCCAUUUUAGCUAUUAAGCAGGCUUGCAAUGCUGAAAUAUUCAUUGGGGGUGCUAAGGGACCACCAGACAAGGUGUUUGUAAUUGGGCCAGUGAGGCAAGUGAGGAAAGCGGAAGCCAUUGUGAGGGGGAGGAUGGUGGAAGUCUAUUACUAAAUUACUAAGGUCGUCUAAGAUACAAAAUGUUCUGUAAUCACUCACUUGUCCUUCUUCAUAUACUUUGUAAUAAGCCAACUAGCACUAGCCAAGUGGGAAGAAUAUGGUUACUUUAUGUUUCGUGAUUGGGCAUGAAAAUGGUUACUUCACCCGAACAUAGCUUUAGUGCUUUGACCCGAACUACCCCAAUUUUUUCCUUUUGGAAAAUAUGCAUUUUUAAACUCAAUUUUGCUUAAAUUCUCAUGAUAUUUUUGGUAUGAAAAUAACAUGUUUUUAUUUGCAUUAUUAAAAUAACGAAAAGCCGAAUCAUAGAUCACUUGAUAACAUUGUUUUCCAGUUCUUGAAUCAUGGUAGAUACGUGAAACUCAAGUUGCAUCAACAGAUGUGAUAAUCAUAAAAAGUGAGAUGUUUGUGGUUUGC
Molecule: messenger RNA, 1658 nt
Organism: Lactuca saligna
Lineage: Eukaryota; Viridiplantae; Streptophyta; Magnoliopsida; Asterales; Asteraceae
Source: the annotation of a GenBank genome assembly